AUGAGCCGCGUUUACGAGGCAGAAGACGGGCAGAGUAUGAGUCAUUUCAACCGUCUCACACAUACCAUGUGUCGCGCCCCCCCUUCUCUGGACUUGCCUUGGGUAGGAGCGCACGUGGAGCCAUCAGCCGCGUUUGCGAGGCAGAAGACGGAGUACGAGCGCAUGCACCAGCGGUGCACGGAGGGCAUCACUGACUGGAAGGCCUUUUACUUCAACCAGUCCGAGGGGCUGUCACCAUCAGCGGACGUGGAAGGGUGCAAGUAUGCGUUUCUGAUACCCGGCCAGUGGCACGGCCUUGGCAACCGCAUCAUGUCGCUGAUCUCCACCUUCACAUACGCGUUCAUCACGCAUCGAGCCAUCCUCAUGCCAGACGAUGGGCUCAUGCCGUCCCUGUGGCCUCAUGCCCUCCCUAUGGCCUCAUGCCCUCCCUAUGGCCUCAUGCCCUCCCUAUGGCCUCAUGCCCUCCCUAUGGCCUCAUGCCCUCCCUAUGGCCUCAUGCCCUCCCUAUGGCCUCAUGCCCUCCCUAUGGCCUCAUGCCCUCCCUAUGGCCUCAUGCCCUCCCUAUGGCCUCAUGCCCUCCCUAUGGCCUCAUGCCCUCCCUAUGGCCUCAUGCCCUCCCUAUGGCCUCAUGCCCUCCCUAUGGCCUCAUGCCCUCCCUAUGGCCUCAUGCCCUCCCUAUGGCCUCAUGCCCUCCCUAUGGCCUCAUGCCCUCCCUAUGGCCUCAUGCCCUCCCUAUGGCCUCAUGCCCUCCCUAUGGCCUCAUGCCCUCCCUAUGGCCUCAUGCCCUCCCUAUGGCCUCAUGCCCUCCCUAUGGCCUCAUGCCCUCCCUAUGGCCUCAUGCCCUCCCUAUGGCCUCAUGCCCUCCCUAUGGCCUCAUGCCCUCCCUAUGGCCUCAUGCCCUCCCUAUGGCCUCAUGCCCUCCCUAUGGCCUCAUGCCCUCCCUAUGGCCUCAUGCCCUCCCUAUGGCCUCAUGCCCUCCCUAUGGCCUCAUGCCCUCCCUAUGGCCUCAUGCCCUCCCUAUGGCCUCAUGCCCUCCCUAUGGCCUCAUGCCCUCCCUAUGGCCUCAUGCCCUCCCUAUGGCCUCAUGCCCUCCCUAUGGCCUCAUGCCCUCCCUAUGGCCUCAUGCCCUCCCUAUGGCCUCAUGCCCUCCCUAUGGCCUCAUGCCCUCCCUAUGGCCUCAUGCCCUCCCUAUGGCCUCAUGCCCUCCCUAUGGCCUCAUGCCCUCCCUAUGGCCUCAUGCCCUCCCUAUGGCCUCAUGCCCUCCCUAUGGCCUCAUGCCCUCCCUAUGGCCUCAUGCCCUCCUCGUCCGCUCGUCCCUCCUCCUCUGCAACCCCUUCACGCACUCCUCCUGGCUCAUCCCCGCCUCGCACUUCUGGUGAGCGCUGUGCAGCCUGCCUUGCUGCUGCCUGUGCGGUGUGGUGUGUACCCCGCCUCAUUCGUCCGCUCGUCCCUCCUCCUCUGCAACCCCUUCACGCACUCCUCCUGGCUCAUCCCCGCCUCGCACUUCUGGUGAGCGCUGUGCAGCCUGCCUUGCUGCUGCCUGUGCGGUGUGGUGUGUACCCCGCCUCAUUCGUCCGCUCGUCCCUCCUCCUCUGCAACCCCUUCACGCACUCCUCCUGGCUCAUCCCCGCCUCGCACUUCUGCCUGCCUUGCUGCUGCCUGUGCGGUGUGGUGUGUACCCCGCCUCAUUCGUCCGCUCGUCCCUCCUCCUCUGCAACCCCUUCACGCACUCCUCCUGGCUCAUCCCCGCCUCGCACUUCUGGUGAGCGCUGUGCAGCCUGCCUUGCUGCUGCCUGUGCGGUGUGGUGUGUACCCCGCCUCAUUCGUCCGCUCGUCCCUCCUCCUCUGCAACCCCUUCACGCACUCCUCCUGGCUCAUCCCCGCCUCGCACUUCUGGUGAGCGCUGUGCAGCCUGCCUUGCUGCUGCCUGUGCGGUGUGGUGUGUACCCCGCCUCAUUCGUCCGCUCGUCCCUCCUCCUCUGCAACCCCUUCACGCACUCCUCCUGGCUCAUCCCCGCCUCGCACUUCUGCGCUGUGCAGCCUGCCUUGCUGCUGCCUGUGCGGUGUGGUGUGUACCCCGCCUCAUUCGUCCGCUCGUCCCUCCUCCUCUGCAACCCCUUCACGCACUCCUCGUGGCUCAUCCCCGCCUCCCACUUCUGCGCUGUGCUGCCUCGCUGUGCUGCCUGUGCGGUGUGGUGUGUAGCGCUGUGCUGCCUGUGCGGUGUGGUGUGUAGCGCUGUGCUGUGUGUGCGGUGUGCGCUGUGCUGUGUGUGUGGUGUGCGCUGUGCUGCCUGUGCGGUGUGGUGUGUAGCGCUGUGCUGCCUGUGCGGUGUGCGCUGUGCUGCCUGUGCGGUGUGGUGUGUAGCGCUGUGCUGUGUGUGCGGUGUGCGCUGUGCUGUGUGUGUGGUGUGGUGUGUAGCGCUGUGCUGUGUGUGUGGUGUGGUGUGUAGCACUCGCUGUGCUGUGUGUGUGGUGUGGUGUGUAGCGCUGUGCUGUGUGUGUGGUAUGGUGUGUAACCGCCCUCAUUCUUCCGCUCGUCCCUCCUCCUCUGCAACCCUUUUGCGCACCCCUCCUAGCUCAUCCCCGCCUCCCACUUCUGGUGAGUGUGAGCGCCCGCCAGUGUGCGAGCGUCUUACUCGCCUUUGUCCGCUCGGCCCUGCAUUGCCCACCCUCCUCUGCAACCCCACUCGCAUUUGUCUGCUGGUCUCUCAUUUGCAACUGCAACCCCUCGGUCCACUCCUCCUGGCUGCAUCUCCCGCUUUUCCCCAACCCCCCUUCCUCCCACGUCCCCACUUUUCCCCCUUUCCCCACUUCCCCAGGGCCAUCAAGGUGGAUUUGGAGCAGGGUCCUCGCAACGUGGCAGAGCAGGCGGACGGGCGCUCCCUCGCAUCUCCCUCUUUUCCCAACGCCUCUUUCGCCACUUGCCCACUUUUCUUCCUUCCCCCCUCUCUCUCUCUCUCCCCAGGGCCAUCAAGGCGGAUUUGGAGAAGGGCCCUCGCAACGUGGCAGAGCAGGCGGACAGGCACUCUCGAGGGGUGUUCUGCCACCUGGACUGGAACGCCCGAGGAGGAGUGGACGUUCUUCUGCCGGCGCACACAGGAGGAGAUGGCUGAAAAAACAUUCAUGAUGUUCUGGAGUGACAUGUACUUCGUGCCUCCUCUCUACUUCGUCCCCUCUCUCGCGGCUCGUCUGGAAGUGCUGUUUCCGGAUCGCCGGGUCUUCACACAUGUUGCACGCUACAUCCUCCUGCCGGCCAAUUACCUCUGGGAUCGCAUUGUGAGGGCCUUUCAUGGCCACAUGGAGCACCAAGACGUGCUCGUGGGUUUGCAGGUGAGCUGCUGCUAUGUGGUGCAGGUGCUACCUGGUGCAGGUGAGGGGUUGCUCACUCGCUGGCGUAGGUGCUUGCUGGUGCAGGUGGCUUCUAAAGCUGGUACUUCCUACCUCUGGGACCGCAUAGUGAGGGCAUUCCACGGCCACAUGGAGCACCAGGACGUGCUGGUGGGGCUGCAGGUCCGCCCGGUGGACGAGACCCCGGAGGAUGUAUUUGACCGGGUGCUGACGUGUCUCAUCAGCACGCAGUACCUGCCAGCUGUCAUCCCGCCCGACCAAUGGCAGGCCAUGGCUGACGAUGUGGACGACGAGGGUUUGAGAGGAGCGCAUGGGCAGUCAAUCGGUGUGUUCGUGGCAUCCCUCAACGGCACCUAUGCUGCUCGCCUCGCUGCCCUUUAUUCCCAAGGCAAACCGCAAUCAGCCCACACUGUCACCUUCCACAGCGAGUCGCACGACUCAACGGAGAGGCAGGACGACAGGCAGCAGUACGCAUCAGCGCUGGUUGAGAUGUUCCUCCUCUCCUUCUCUCACCGCCUCGUUGUCUCCGACUACUCCACCUUCGGGUACGUCCUGUUGCUGUCGCGCUGUCCCGCUGGGUACGUCGUGUUGCCGCGCUCGGCAGCGCUGGGAGCGCUGGACCCAUGGUCGCUCAACAUCGUGAAGCGGGGGGAGGCGGACUGGCGCCUCAACAACCGCCCCGUCUGCCAGCGCACCGAGUCGCAGCCCUGCUCCCUCUCCAUCCGACCGAAAUUCACGGUGAGCCCUCCGCCUUUCCCCCUCGUUGGAUUCACCUUUGGGAAUCCUCAAAAGGUGCUCUAA
This is a messenger RNA of Closterium sp. Naga37s-1, 4149 nucleotides long. NCBI's taxonomy places the organism in Eukaryota, Viridiplantae, Streptophyta, Zygnematophyceae, Desmidiales, Closteriaceae. The record is from the annotation of a GenBank genome assembly.